UGUCUGUCAGAGCUAUCUCACUGGCCUGUACCUAGAGGGGGCAUUUACACUUUGGAAACCACAGCUUAUGCUCUUCUUGCUCUUGUCAAAACUCAGAACUUUGAAGAUGCCAGACAUGUUGUGAGAUGGUUCAACACACAACAGAAGGUGGGCGGAGGCUAUGGAUCAACUCAGGCUACUAUAAUGGUCUAUCAAGCUGUAGCAGAGUACUGGAUCAACGCUAACGAACCACAGUAUGAUCUGAAUGUGGACAUCAAGUUGCCAGGAAGGUCGGCACCUGAAAAGUACAAUUUCAAUCAGAACAACCACUAUGCCACAAGAACGUCUAAGAUUAACAAUAUAAACCAGGACAUCACAGUGACUGCUAGGGGAACAGGAGAAGCAACAGUGACAUUGGUAUCACUGUAUUACGCUAAGCCCAAAGAACGGGAGAGUGACUGUCAGAAUUUUACCCUCUCAGUGGAUCUCGUAGAAGGUACUUUGAUGUCCUUUAUCUCCUCUUUUUAUUUUACUUAUCUCAUUAAAUCUGUUUGUUUCCUCAUCAUUUACUUGGACAAGGUUUCUCACACACGACCAGAGGAAAUUGCUUUUAGGAUCAAACAGGAAAUGCCAGUGGGCGUCUUACAACCCGCAGCUGUAUCUGUCUAUGAAUACUAUGAACAAACACGCUGUGUGAAAUUAUACCAUCCACAGAGGGAAGCUGGAAAACUACUGCAGCUCUGUAGAGAUAACAUAUGCACAUGUGCUGAAGAGAACUGCAGUAUGCAGAAGAAGGAAAAAAUCCCCAAUGAUGACCGCCAAGAUAAGAUUUGUGAAAGUACAGAGACCAGCAAAGUAGACUUUGCUUACAAAGUACUGGUUGAAGAGGUUGUAGAAGAGUUAUCCACAGACAGUCACAAAGUCAAAGUGCUGGACCCCAUCAAAGAAGGGAGUCUUGAUGUUGGUCCACUGAAUAAACAGCGCAUAUUUCUCAGUUAUCAACACUGCAGAGAAGCUUUAAGUCUGGAACAAGGAAAAACCUACCUUAUCAUGGGCUCAGAUAAAGAUAUUCACCGAGAUGACAAAAAGAAUACAUUCGAGUACGUAAUUGGUGAGAGAACCUGGGUUGAGUAUUGGCCUACAGCAGAAGAGUGUCAGACUGACAAAUACCGGGAUACCUGCUUGGGCUUGGAGGAGAUGGUCAAUCAGUACUCACUCUUUAGAUGCAUCGGCUAGUAAAACAAAAAA
Neolamprologus brichardi is the source of this 1227-nucleotide messenger RNA. Lineage: Eukaryota; Metazoa; Chordata; Actinopteri; Cichliformes; Cichlidae. The record is from RefSeq and is a predicted model, not a curated record.